Oncorhynchus masou masou (cherry salmon) is the source of this 3687-nucleotide messenger RNA. RefSeq names its product toll-like receptor 8. The coding region runs from base 211 to 3318 and encodes 1035 amino acids. Gene Ontology annotation, cellular component: plasma membrane. The transcript has 2 exons. The record is from RefSeq and is a predicted model, not a curated record. Lineage: Eukaryota; Metazoa; Chordata; Actinopteri; Salmoniformes; Salmonidae. Gene Ontology annotation, molecular function: pattern recognition receptor activity; protein binding. Gene Ontology annotation, biological process: defense response to virus; positive regulation of interleukin-6 production; canonical NF-kappaB signal transduction.
CUGCUCUUCACUUGUGAUUGAGUAGAGAAGGGUUGAGUCAUUACAUACGGAAACAAAGCGAUGCAUAAAAACAUCCUAAUAAUAGACAGGCAUUUGCCGUUUCAUUAAACUUCCUUUUUUUUGCUUGCUGGAAGCUAAAUACAGACAACGACCAGGCAUUACUUAUUUGAUAAGGUUUUCAAAGCUCACAAGGGAUCAACAGUAAAUAAUAUGGAUGCUACCACCUGCUGGUUACAGUUGGCUCCAUUGUUCCUAUAUCACUUCCUGGUACCUACCUCAUGUCAUUGGAUGCCACGGCAGUUUCCAUGUGACGUUACGGUCAAUACUACCAAUACCACGGAUGACAUCAUCUUUAAUUGUGAGGAGCGUCGACUGAAAAAUGUACCUGUUGGCAUCACCAGGAAUGUGACCGUGCUGGACCUAUCAGAAAACAACAUCAGAAAUGUAUCUCUUGAUGCAUUUUCUAAUCUGGAGAACCUGACCCUUCUCAAUCUCAACUGUGUCAACAAAAAUGGUGACACACACAUCGCUGAAGGUGCCUUCAAAAAUCUGACAAACCUGCAGGACCUAAGGCUUAAUGGCAAUGGCCUCAUCAACAUUCCUCAAAUUCUCCCACUCAUUCUGGACAAACUCAUGCUGGACAAUAACAAGAUCAACUUCUCGAAUAUGAGCAACCUUGUCGGUAUACAACAUGUGAAGGAGCUGUACUUAUCCAAAAAUUGCUAUUACUGGAAUCCCUGUGAGACUGACUUUACCAUUGAAUAUGGCACCUUCUCGGUAUUGACUAAGUUGAAGGUUUUGAUGUUGGCCUAUAAUAAUUUAACUCGUGUUCCAAAAGGACUGCCAAGCUCUAUACAAGAAUUACACCUCGAUUCGAACAAGAUACAGCAAAUUGCUGAGGAUGAUUUCCUUGGACUAACCCAUCUAACAAUCCUGGAAUUACAGGGAAACUGUCCACGAUGCUCCAAUGCUCCAUAUCCUUGUGUUCCCUGUCCUAAUGAUUCUCUGGAUAUUCAUCCUCAUGCAUUUCAUGGUCUUACACAGUUACAGACACUGCACCUAGCAGGCAACUCACUUCGUUUCAUCAAUAACUCCUGGUUUGAGAGCUUGAACAAUCUCACACAUCUGUUCCUGUCUUAUAAUUACUUAACAAAUACUAUCACCAGUGGAACCUUUUUUAGCUAUCUACCAAAGCUAGAAAAGAUUGAUUUGUCAUUUAAUUAUGAUUUGCUUGCCUACCCUGAAACCCUACAGCUUUCAACAAACUUUUCACAAUUGGGGUCUCUUACAACGUUACAUAUAAUGGGUUUUGUUUUCAGGGAAAUUCAUUUAGAAACACUCAGACCGCUUUAUGAACUCAAGCGUCUUUCAGUGUUGAACAUCGGAACUAACUUUAUUGUUCGAUCUGAUUCCCACAUAUUCAACAAAUUCUCAAACUCAAGUCUCAAAGUCAUAUAUCUUGCGGAGAACAGGCUUUAUCCAAUUUCAGUGAAUGAGUCCCCAGGUUGUGGCACAGGCGGCAACUUAAAGUCAGUGUUGUACACGUCGCCACUGACUGGACAUUAUUCCAAUUCAAGGGACUUCUCUUAUGGAAUAAAUCACAACCUUGUGAAGCCAGAAUGCUUUAUCUCUGGUCGAGUGCUGGUCCUUAGUUCAAAUAAUCUCUUUUUCAUUUCUCCAAAGCAAUUUGAGGGCUAUGGUGACAUUGCAUGUCUAAACUUAUCAAGAAAUGGAUUUUCAGCAGCACUGAACGGGACAGAGUUCACCUCAUUACCAAACCUAAAAUAUCUCGACCUGUCCUUUAACAAGAUUGACCUGGCCUAUGACAACGCCUUCAAGGAAUUAAAGAAACUUGAAAUAUUAGACUUAAGUUACAACAGCCACUAUUUUGAAGUGUCUGGUGUGACACAUAAUUUAAAUUUUUUGAAAAAUCUACCGACUUUGAAAGUAUUGAAUAUGUCACACAAUAACAUUUUUACAUUAACCACUAAGCAGAUGACAAGCACAUCUUUAAAAGAGCUUCAAUUUCAACACAAUUUGUUGGCUACAUUAUGGAAAGAGGGGGAUGACUCCUACAACAGCCUUUUUAAAAAGCUGACGAAUUUGACCUAUCUGGAUAUUUCAUUUAACAGCAUUGAGAAGAUCCCAUCAAAAGUCUAUGAAAACAUACCAUAUACCCUUCAAAAACUAUGUAUUAGUCAUAAUUCACUCUGCCAUUUUGAUUGGGAUAAACUGGCAGGUUUUCAACAACUGAAUUUCCUGGAUCUAAGCUACAAUUCUUUAUUUCAUGUGUCAGCAAAUCUCUCAAACUUCACAGACACACUUCAGAUUCUUGACUUAAGCCACAAUCAGAUUUUUCAACUCUCUCUUGGAUUUCUUAGGGGUGCUCAAAGCCUUCAGAUACUUGACCUCAGCUACAACCAACUGACUAUCAUCAACAAGACCACCUUCCUAUCGGGCCCUGAAAACUACAUGAAAACCUUGUCCUUGCAAGGUAAUCCAUUCCAGUGUACCUGUGAUUUACUAGAGUUCAUCAUGUGGAUAAAAGAUAACAAAAACGUGGAGAUCCCCAGACUGGCCAGUGAGGUGACCUGCAACAUGCCAGCCAAAAUGAGAGGCCAACCAAUGAUACUGUUUAACAUUGAUGAUUGCAACGAGGACAACAUAGCCUUCCUGAUUUACUCCCUCUCCACUUCCUUGAUCAUGUUCACUGUGGUCAUCACUAUGGCGGGGCAUGCGUUUUAUUGGGAUGCCUCCUAUAUUCUAUACUAUCUGAGGGCAAAGCUGAAGGGCUACCAUUCGUUGAAGUCAACAACAACAGACAAUCUCUAUGAUGCCUUUGUUACCUACGACACCAGAGACCCGUUGGUGUCAGACUGGGUACUGAACCAACUGCGGGUGCAGCUGGAAGAGAGGGGGGAGAGACACCUGCCUCUCUGUCUGGAGGAACGAGACUGGGCCCCCGGGGUCCCCCUAAUAGACAACCUCUUCCAGAGCAUUCGAAAGAGCCGCAAGACUGUCUUUGUGCUGACUGAGGCUUACAUCAGGACUGGGAACUUCAGGAUGGCUGUGUACCUGGCCCACCAGAGGUUGCUGGAUGAGAACAUAGAUGUGAUUGUGUUGGUUCUCCUGGAACCCGUGCUGCAGCACUCUCACUUCCUCCUUCUGCGGCGGCGUCUGUGUGGAAGGAGUGUUCUAGAGUGGCCCCAGUCUGCAGCCGCUGAGACCUGGUUCUGGCAGCACCUAAGGAACGCUGUCAGGUUAGACAACCAGGUGAUGUACAACAAGAUCUACUCCAGGUACUUCACCAGCAAGUAGAGCACAGUCCAGACCAGAGACUCAAGAGGAAAAUAUCUUUCUCACACAAAUAGACUGAGCAGUUACACACACAAACUGCGAUACCUUUUACAAGCUCUGACUCUGACUAUAUCAGUUUUUCUAUCUCUUGCACUGAAUAAUAUGGAUGAUACUGUACAUCUGAAAUCAACAAUAUGUAUAUCAAUGUGCUAUUCAUUGUUCUAACACUAUGGCCACCAGUAACUGUGCAUUAUAAUUGUAGUUCAGUUUUUCAGUUUUAUGCUGUCUAUGGGUAGUAGAUAGUUCUAUUCCUAUUUGUUUUUGUCAAUACAUUCAAACUGCAUGCCAUUUGUAAGUGAUAUCUGAUUUUAAAAAGGAUGACUUGGUGCA